This is a messenger RNA of Neoarthrinium moseri, 3627 nucleotides long. RefSeq lists its product as uncharacterized. Lineage: Eukaryota; Fungi; Ascomycota; Sordariomycetes; Amphisphaeriales; Apiosporaceae. Bases 1 to 3627 code for a protein of 1208 amino acids. The transcript has 2 exons. The record is from RefSeq and is a predicted model, not a curated record.
AUGACUGGCUCAACUCUGACCUGGACGGCAUCCCCAACCGUCGAGUCGCCGCCGCCUCAUUCGUUCCGCCGCCCGCAUUCCACCCCGGAAAUCGCACCGGCGCAACAGUCCCAGACGACGAGCCCGCCCGACCAUCACCGCUCGCUUAGCCAACAGACGCCGCCCACCUUCGACUUCGACGUCUCUUCUCUGGAUUUCGAUGGCACCGGUUUCGACCUCACCCUCCCAGUUGCUAAGACAUUGAGGCCCAGCUCCAAUGAGAAAUCCACACCUGCAGAACCCGCAACACACUCGGAGGGCGCAAGGCCCCGGACCGGCAAGAUGGGGAGGAGGAAGUCCAUUUUAGGCCGCCCGCAGUCCUGGAUGCCGACCCCCAAGGCAACGCUCGACGCCGGUCAAUACUUGGAGGAGAAGACUUCAGUGCCCACGGAGAGCGUGAGCGUGUUGAAUGGCAAGGGGGCCGUCGACGGUUCCAAGCUGCUGCAACCGCCCGAUCAUGCAAGAACAGCCUCGGUCUCGGGCUCUCUCGCAUCUUUCGCACGUCGGUCGUGGAUUUCCACCUCGCGGACCCCUUCUCCGUCCGCCAAUGACCACACCGAGGCGGCCGACUACGUAUCCCACGAGACGCGCGAACGAUCCCCAAGCACUUCGUCGAGCAAGACCAAGCUCAAGAGGCUUUCCCGCAAGCGCCAAUCGUCAAAUGCCGACAGCCUAGAAAGCAAAUCGUCUGACUCCCUGACCAAACUUGGUUCCGUCUUUGGCAAGAUGAAGGCACGGCCGCAACCUGCCAUGGUAAAAGGCGUGCUCAACCACGAUACCGAAAGCACUUCGUCCUCGGUAGCCAGCUUGGCGCCCGCCUCCACGACAACACGGCCGUCCAAUGCAGCAUCUGAGAACACAUUCACGUCAGUGCCCGACGACCUCGCCAAGUCAUCGUCGAGUGCGCCCAUCCGGGACCCACUCUGGUCAGUCUUCAAGAGCUUGGAGUCUGAGUAUUCCAAGUUCCAGUCCAAAAAGCCAGCCGAGAAGAUGAAGCUGGUACGAAGUGCUCUGAUGCCUUUCUUGCGAAACUAUUCUUCCCACCCCUCGGACAAAAGGCUCAGCCCAGAGCAAGUCGAACAGAGGGCCGAGAUUCUCAACAAAUGGUGGACCGGACUUCUGGAACUCUUUGAUGGCAGUUCUCAGCAAUCUGUGCCCGGGACAGACCGUCCGACCCUGCAUGAGGUCACGACACUCGUCAUGAUGCGCCCGGAAUGGCGGCUCUGCACCCCAUGCUUUAGGCCAUUGUCGGAGAGAGGCUCUCAGGAAACCACGAAAAAGAAAGGUCGAGCCAGAGCCGAAACGUUGAGCGACGAGUCAUCGAGCCCCAUGGACUCUGACUACAUCGCCGAGUCGGCGGAGCACAAUGUGCGGAACAUGUUCACUGUGAACUUGGUGAGACAGAUGGCCAUCGUGGUGGACAAGCUGUCACUGAGGUACUCACCCCUAAGCUUAGUCAACUUUGCCGGGAAGGCCUGCGCCUAUGCCUUUUUCUUCGCCCCUGGCAUUGCUGAUGUGCUGGUGCGGCUGUGGGCUCUGACCCCUGACCUCAUUCGCCGUGUUGCUGACGAGUUCCGGUUACCACGACGGAGUCAAAGACAAGACGACAACGUUACGGCAUCAUUUCCACCCGCCUUGAGCGCUCUGGCCUGGACGUCUGUUAGGGACAUGUCCAGUUCUCUGAGACAAGCUGCGAAAUUGCCUUUGGCCGCUGCAAAGAUCGCAUGGCACGGCCCCUGGAUAUCACGAUGGCGUGGCCGGGAUACCGAUCUUUUCUUCAUCUUCAGCAAGUACUAUUUCAUGCUAGCAGAGGAGUUCGUGCCUGCGGACAUGCCAUUGGCCGAGAAAGGUUGUGGCCCGGCUUUCCUGCUCGUAAACGCCCAAAUUCUUGCAAACCUGGACUCGACAGUACACCGACAAGCGGCUGUUAAUGCCAUGAUGAUGCCCCUUGCCGAUGGCCUCGGGGCUGAUGCUUCCGCUACAGCUCUCCCCAUUGUUCCAAACAACAAUGUUAUGAAGGGGAUGAGCGAAAAUCGUUUGAUUGUAUUGCUGAAGGACUUCCUUUCCGCGAGCUCGGUUACCCUGACUGCCCCUCGCCAUACCUUUGCAGAAGCAUUCAUGGCAUUGAUGAAGGCGUCGGCAAAACGAACAUCGUCAUUCGAUCACAACGCCUGCUUUACGUUGUGCGAUUUCCUUGAAGAAACCUUGGUCGCCUAUGACGGCUAUGUUGACGUGCACCGUCCAACGUUGGAAUACAUCGAUUGGCCUUUUUGGCUGGAUGUCUGCAAGAAAAUCAUGCAAUCUAACAAUACCAUGUCUGAAGUUAGAGUCUUGUCAUUGAUCUUCUCCAUCUGGGAUGCGAUCGCUAGCAAUCAAAGUCGCAAGGAAGUCAUCUGUUUCGACUGGCUCCUCAAGGAAGAAAUUUUUUACAAGUGGUUCAACAACUGGUGUCCUAUGGUAAGAGCAUAUUACAUGCGUCUAUUAUGCUGGCGAAUUUGUCGGGACACCGGAAGUGCCAACGACCUCGAUGCAAAAAUAUUCGUCACUGUCGCGACGCGACUAAAGACAGUAUGGUCUCAUUAUCUCUGGCUGAGACAGGAUACCGAAUCCAAGUGUAAACUUCCUCCCUCGACUGCUCCGUCGUAUCCCACACCCGGCAAACGAUUCAUGAUUAUCCGCACGGAGGUGCCCGCGACCCAGCCUGGGAUGAUGAUGGGAUUUGACGCAUUUUCCACUCCAGUUGGUGCUCCCGACACGAAUUCAGCUGUUCCGACGACGUUUACGGAAUUGCUGCCAGCCACAGAAGAUCAGCCUGUCCACCACAAAAAGAAGUGGAACGUGUUUGGCAAAGUCAUAUCCUUUGGGGGAUCCAGCAAUACGAAUGACUUGGAGUCUUUAAGGCGGGAGACUGCAGCCGCUCGAAAGCCUCCUCCGCCACCCAAGCAUAUAACUGAUACUGUAACGCCUCCGGCGUCCGACUCUGACAGCCUUGGGUCCGCGCCUACUUACGAGGCCAUGCAGUUCAUCUUCAGGUUCACUCUCUCCUGGAAUGCUCCGAACAGCAUACCACCGCCGAACCGCAUCUUGACCAGACCCCGACUCCCAACACCAGCUCAGUCAUGGGUCAACGCCAAAUUAAAGAAAUUGGACGGAGGCGUGGCACUGCCUCCCGCCGGCCGGCCAGCUCCUACAAGGGCCGUUUCUGGUAGCGUGAGCACAGGCCUCAUUGAAGAGGCAAAGAAUGCGAACUCUUCGGAAGUUAGCCCAACUCUCCCCAGAAUUUCCACCAAUUUCCAUCGCCGCGACAGUGCCGGCCCUAAGAGUCCCCAGACCAACAAGAGCAGCGACGAAGAGCAGCAAUAUUUCAGUCCCAUGACCCCCACUUCCGAACCCGUUGUCCAACCAACUCAGCCACAAGGUGUCUUUGCACAACCGUCGACCUACGCUGGUCGUGCACUUGCUGAAUGGAGCCUCAUCGUAGCUGAGUGCAACAGUUUCGUGGAUCGGAGACGAGAUGAAGGAGUCCUCGGGCUCAGUGAAGUGGAGGUUCCUUCCCUCGGCGUCGAAGGAUUCCGGAAGAUAGGCUAG